This is a messenger RNA of Batrachochytrium dendrobatidis JAM81, 594 nucleotides long. RefSeq lists its product as uncharacterized. The coding region runs from base 27 to 494 and encodes 155 amino acids. The transcript has a single exon. Lineage: Eukaryota; Fungi; Chytridiomycota; Chytridiomycetes; Rhizophydiales. The record is from RefSeq and is a predicted model, not a curated record.
GCAAUAUACUCUCACCUUUAAUCAACAUGAAACUUAUUUUUACUCUUGCUACUGUACUAGCUACUCUCGUUGCUGCUCAUGAGGGACACGACCACUCCGAAACCUCUUCUGCUGCACAAGAAUACGAUCCUUCUGCAACCUCUACUGCUGCACAAGAACACGACCACUCUGCAACCUCUACUUCAACUGCUCAAGCUCAGUCCACUUCUUUCCACUACACAAAAUCUACAACACAAAAGCCCGCUUCCAGUCCUGCAGGAUAUACUGGAGGACCUGUAUCAGGAUAUACAGAUGCAACUCAAUCUUCAUUUGAAUCUACGACUGCAACUGGCACCUAUGCAUCAGAAGCCACGGAAUCUGCUGCAACAUAUCCAGAUGGCUCCGGUUCAUAUUACAGUGAUGGUUCUAGUGAUCCUAUUCUCAGCUCUGCAACCGGCUUUACAGCCAAUCUAUUUCUUUCUGCCGUGUUCGUCGCUGCUGUUGCUUUGUUCUAAUCUGUGCACCAUGUACAACUGCACUCCGUGAAAUGAAUCAUUUGUACCUAUUUUGCAGUGAUUGCUCUUUGCUUUUAAAAUAAACAAUAGUUGAAUAGUC